CCCUACAACUUGAUGAAGUUUUCCUCCUAACUUUACAUUCAGCGCAGACCAGCCCCCUGUUCAGCAGCAUGACUCUGUCCAACAAGUGGUGGAUUUUGUGCGCUGUUUCUGUCUCUUGUCUCGCCCGUCUUGGGACCUGCAGAAGACCUAGAGCAGAUGGAGUCCAACCUGAGCUAUUCAUCUUCAAUGAGCUGUGCGCCCUGAAGGAUGAGCCAGGGCCUUGCAAGGCCAUUAAGGACCGAUACUUCUUCAAUGUUGACACGGGACACUGUGAGCUGUUUGAAUACGGAGGCUGCGGGGGUAACGCCAAUAAUUUCGAGACCUUGGACGCAUGUGAGGAAAUGUGUGUCGUCUCAGAUGAGAAGAACCCGUGUCACUUAGGCGAGGCUCCUGGCCCCUGCCGAGGGCUGUUGACGCGCUACUUCUUUGACAGCGACAGUCAGCAGUGCAAGCAUUUCUUCUACGGCGGCUGCUUUGGCAAUGCCAACAAUUUCAGGAGCAUGGCGGCGUGCCAGGCCAAAUGUCAGAACCCAGCAAAACCCACUGAGGCACCAGACGUCAACACACAGUCUGCUAGAAAAUCCGGUGUUGUGCAGCCAACCAUAUUAACUGGGGAGUUGAUUGAACCUCAGGCGCUAGUGAAUGUCACUAAUGGAGUGCGAAAAGACUUCAAGCCUUCAGUGCUGUGCUUCAGUCCCGUGGAGAGGGGAACAUGUCACGGGACAGAGAAGAGGUUUGCAUACAACCCCGAGCGCAGGAGAUGCAUGGCGUUUCAGUACAGCGGCUGCGGCGGAAACGACAACAACUUCACAUACAGGAAAGACUGUUAUCACAAGUGCAUUCGAGACAGAAGGGGUCCUAGGAAUGGGAUGAUCCGAAUAAGGAUGAAAAACCUUAACAUUGUUAAUCGCUCAGCGUGAACACCUUGCUCUGCUUUACAUCCUGCACUACUGUGGAGCCAUCUGUAUUUAUGUUCAUAUGUUAUGUUUAGCUGUACUCCUAUCUAUUGUUUUGCAGUGUACGUGAAUUAGCUUUGUAGUGACUGAGUGCAAUCAUCAUCAUUAUUCAAAUUAUUUCAUUUAUCUCGUUGACAAAAAAAUGUCUACUACAGCCGCUCUCCACACUGAUGGGCUCUGCAUAUCUUAUACAUACUCAGCAAAAAAAGAAACGUCCUCUCACUUUUAACUGCUUUUAUUUUCAGCCAAGUUAACAGGGAC
Messenger RNA from Perca flavescens (yellow perch), 1217 nucleotides. Its product is annotated as tissue factor pathway inhibitor. NCBI's taxonomy places the organism in Eukaryota, Metazoa, Chordata, Actinopteri, Perciformes, Percidae. Gene Ontology annotation, molecular function: serine-type endopeptidase inhibitor activity. Gene Ontology annotation, biological process: negative regulation of peptidase activity. Gene Ontology annotation, cellular component: extracellular region. The coding region runs from base 69 to 920 and encodes 283 amino acids. The transcript has 7 exons. The record is from RefSeq and is a predicted model, not a curated record.